UUCUUGGCUUCUCAUAGACUGGAAUACGUAUACGUUGUCUGAAAAAAUGAAUACCAAGUAUCUCACCCUUCCUUCUGUGUUAACUUUGCUAUUACCCCUAACAUUUGCAAUGAACUCAUAUCACUCAAAACAGAUUCCAGCCAUGUAUGUUUUUGGUGAUUCCCUUGUUGACUGUGGCAACAACAACCAUCUUCCAGGAAUCGGCGGAGCAAAAUUUCUUCCUUAUGGUAUAGACUUUGAUGGUGGCAAACCUACUGGUCGACACACUAAUGGAAAAAUUGUGGUUGAUUAUCUUGCUAUACAUCUAGGACUACCCUUUGCCCCUCCUUACUUGGGUCUUUCAAAGCAUCAAAGGAAAACAAUCACCACUGGCAUAAAUUAUGCAUCUGGUGGUUCUGGAUUCUUCCAGAAACCAACAAUAACCUUCCGAGGCACUAGAAAAUUUUCUUUUUACCUGCUAAAAGAAUUCUCACUACGCUUGCAGAGACUGUAUAGCCUAGGAGCAAGGAAAUUUUUCGUGAACAAUAUUCCUCCAGCAGGAUGCUUUCCAUCAAGUGCUGUCCACACAAGACCAAGAGGAAAAUGUGUUGAGAAGAUAAACAAAGGGAUCUCCUUUUACAAUAGGAGGUUGCCUGAAGUACUCCAUGAGCUGCAGUUUCAGCUUCCUGGCUUUGUCUUUGUACAUUCUGAUCUCUACAAGUUCCUUAUAGGACUAAGGGAAACUGGAUAUAGAUAUGGGAUAGUGGAAACAUGGAAACCUUGCUGCCCCAAUACCAUUUAUGGUGAUCUCAAAUGCCGUCCCAAUACUGUUCCUUGUCCAGACAGAAACACUCAUCUUUUCUUUGAUGAACACCCUACUCAGAUUGCAAACCAAAUAUAUGCAAGACUUUGCUUCAAUGAGUCAACUAUUUGCAGGCAUUCAGGCCGCAAACUUUUCUCGGAUGCCUAGUUCUGUUUAAUAUGUACACUUUAGUAAAAUAAAUUGCAUCCGAAAAAAUCAAAGCAAUUACCCAUCUUUUGCUUUAACAAAUGAUCAACAAUAAUACCGAUGGCGGAAAUUGCCAUUUA
Gastrolobium bilobum is the source of this 1068-nucleotide messenger RNA. Its product is annotated as GDSL esterase/lipase At2g03980-like. The record is from RefSeq and is a predicted model, not a curated record. Gene Ontology annotation, molecular function: hydrolase activity, acting on ester bonds. Lineage: Eukaryota; Viridiplantae; Streptophyta; Magnoliopsida; Fabales; Fabaceae.